AUGCCGGCAACGGAGAAAAAGAGCGGAGUGCGCUCGGCCCCCGCUUUGGAAUACCCGCACGAUUUCUACCGGACCAUGCGGUUUCACCACUGGAGGCGAUUUUGCGAGUUUUGUCAGUACUAUGACCCCCUUGCCGUGCCCAACUGGCGCGCAUGGCUGCAGCAAUGCUCAGGGCACGGGGAAGUGCUGCUUGAGGAGCUGCGGCAGAUUUACGGUCCUGAGCCUGCGCAGCUCAGUGCGCUGGAAAGGGCCAGGACGCGUGGGUCGCCCGACGGCCCACCUGCGACUACGGCUGAGGAGGGCGUUCUGUUCCAGGCCCUGUUUGCGGCCAACGCCCAGGCAAAGCAGCGCGAGGAGCAUCGUGCGGAGUUGGAAAAGGAGGUGGUGGUCUUCUUGGCGGAGAAGGGCAUCUGCUCAAGCGGCGUCUCUGCCCGCCUGGUGGACAGCUUCGGCGGGGACGGGGCGGAACUGUUCCGCGCGCUAGAAGGCGCGCUGGGCCGUCAGCGGGCACCGUCGUUGCGUGCCGCGCCCCCACUGCUAGUUGAUCUGCUCUCGAGUAGAAGCCACGCCGACCCUGGCUGGAGGAACGGGCCUGGCCUUCUCAGGCAUCCGCUGCGACUCGCGGAUGCUGCACUCCCCGCAGCUUCAAAUUUUUUGGAGUGGUCGGAGCGGCCGUCGCCUGGUGCGGCUCCGGUGGGGCCCACCUCUGCAGCCCCUGCCUUUGCCACCUUCCACGCGCCCAGCGGGGGCGCGCACGUGGCGGUGGGACGGCCGGGCGAGCAACACACCGGUUCUUCAGUUUGCGACACGGAAGGCACCACCCACUGCACGUGGUUCAGUCGCGGCGGUAGGCAUGCAUCCGAUGGGCCGGAGGGGAAGUGA
This is a messenger RNA of Trypanosoma conorhini, 882 nucleotides long. RefSeq lists its product as uncharacterized. NCBI's taxonomy places the organism in Eukaryota, Euglenozoa, Kinetoplastea, Trypanosomatida, Trypanosomatidae. Bases 1 to 882 code for a protein of 293 amino acids. The record is from RefSeq and is a predicted model, not a curated record. The transcript has a single exon.